Ectocarpus sp. CCAP 1310/34 is the source of this 393-nucleotide messenger RNA. NCBI's taxonomy places the organism in Eukaryota, Phaeophyceae, Ectocarpales, Ectocarpaceae. The record is from the annotation of a GenBank genome assembly.
AUGCGGGGCGUCUUUGCCUUUGUCGGGCUCCUGCUGCUAAGCAUGGGGCGGACAAAAGUGGACCCAGCGCAGGCCCAGAAGGCUGUUGAUGCGGUACGCAGCGGUCAGACGUCGGUUAGGGGUGCUGCCGAGGCCUACGGGUUAAUAAGCAGGAACUCGCUGCACAGCCGUGUGACCAACAAGGUGGCCAUAGAUGCGAAGCCUGAUCCCGGGACUGUCCUGAGCAAGGAGGAUGGAGCUUUCGUAGAAGAUGUCGUGGUCUACGCUUCCCGACACUUUUUGCUGUUGGGUCGGAGGGAGCUGAAAGACGCCAUCUAUGCGGAAGAUCUGCCACGACGGGCGCAAGGUGCCCUGUCAAGGGCCCGAAGGAUCGCUGGCUUCAGUGGUUCCUGA